Pyricularia grisea is the source of this 4761-nucleotide messenger RNA. RefSeq lists its product as uncharacterized. The record is from RefSeq and is a predicted model, not a curated record. Gene Ontology annotation, biological process: DNA replication initiation; mitotic DNA replication checkpoint signaling; mitotic G2 DNA damage checkpoint signaling. NCBI's taxonomy places the organism in Eukaryota, Fungi, Ascomycota, Sordariomycetes, Magnaporthales, Pyriculariaceae. The transcript is spliced from 4 exons. Bases 1 to 4761 code for a protein of 1586 amino acids.
AUGGCGAGUCCACCGCCGAACAAUGCUCCUGGCAAUACCCAGGAAUACGACUCGCUCCCCCGGUGGCAACGCUUGAGCAGGCCAAGCGAGUUCAAAUCUUGGAAGAAAGUCCUCUUGGAGCGACUGCGCGAUCGUGGCCUAUCCCACGUACCUCUCGUGCCGCCAGCCCUUUCAGACCGGGAGCGAGAUGAUAGAUUACAGAGGCGGCCGACUGCAGAUGAGCUGCGUAGGGUCACCCUUGCGCUCAAAUUCAGCGUCAUAGCUCGGGUCAGAAAUGAGUUUCUUGGUGGUCUCUCACCGCUAAGAGAACAGAAGCCUUGGGACAUAUGGUCAGCGAUCCUUGGAUGGGCAGGGCAGCGGCCAGAAGACGAAAAUCAUGAAGCCUCUUCCUACACAUCACCAGAACCAGCCAGGCCAGUCAAGCCCCAGGGCGCCUGCUUUCUCUUUAACAAGCUCAGCUCUCUCCUGCAAAGCAUUGCUACUAUGGGACUCGCCUCAUUUGAUAAUUUUGAGGACUAUGUGUCAAGGUUCAACAGCUUACGCAAGCAGCUUUUGGCUAUAAGUUGCGACCUCAGCGAGAAGCAAUAUAUCGUAUUCUUCAUCAUGGGCAUCAAGGAUGCCGAGGAACACCAAGGAUGGAUUCGCGAUGUCAAGGAGGAAAUAGAAACAAACCCUGACAUCACUUUGGACUGGGUGCUGUCCAUUGCUAAUCCCGAUUCAAGGCAAUCAUCUGCUGUUCCGGACAAAAGCACGACGAGUAGGGGCGGUGUGAAUGGAAGAGAGAACGGUCAUGGCUCAUAUGAACUACCCUCUUCUCGUCAUCACAGCCAGCCAUAUCAUCGUAACGAAGCCGCGCCAAGGGAAGGGCCCACAUACGACAGUUAUAAGCCAGCCUACGAUGGUGGUCGCGGUAAGGACUCGAAAAGUCCACCGAGUGCCCAUACGGAUUCUCAUACGCAAGGACGCCCUCCAAGAGAAUCAUCUAUUGACUACGAGUCGGCAAAGAAGCCUUACAAAAGAGCACAGGAGGACCAGUGGAGGACCGAUCGCCCCUCCACCUCUUCGAAGCCCAGUUAUGAAAACAUCAAGGACAAUUUUACAAAUAUAGGUUUCCUCGAUCGAGUGCGCACUCGGGGCAACGAAAUCGACCAAGAAAACGCGCCAGAUCAGGUUCGGAACCUGGGCACUGCCAGUGACAGCAACCAUCCAAAGGCUGAAGAGCGGCGUGUUCCGUCUUCCGCAGUGGGUCCUACUGAGACCAUGAUGUCUCAACCUCCAAUGCCAGUUAUCGGCAAGACUGCAACUCCAGCGGCUACGAAAGUAACCUUUGACGACAAGCCCAAAUCUGCCGAUGGUGCUGGGCUAGAUGGUAAAAGCGCAGUACCUGUGGGACAAAACACGAACAAAACUUCCAAUAUACAGAUCAAGGGGUCGAGCAGUGCCAGUACAUCAUUGCCAAACCAGACAAAACCGGAUCGUAUUGAUCCAAACUCGAAAACUACAAGCUCGACUCGGUCACGACCUUCCACCAUGCAACAGACCUUGGGUGACAGGCCCGAGCCUGUUGACAGUUCUGGACCUGACGGUAAAAGCGCAUUACCUGCCGGGUACCCCACGAAUAAAACUUCCAAUACUGGUGUCAGGGGGUUAGCCAGUCCCGGGUCAUCAUUUUCAAACCAAAGAAAGUCGGAUAGUAUCGAUUCAAAUUCGAUAGUUACAAGCCCAGCCCGUUCCCAACCUUCCACUAUGCCACAACACAAGUUUUCGGCGGCCGAGACAGAACGGAGCUCUAGCCACAGCCCUGCUAGAAGAUCCACGACAGGACCGCAACUGAGUAACGGUCAUCUGAAUCCUUCAGCGCCCAGUCCCGAAAAGCCUCUACAUGGAUCUCGAAAGCCCUCUCCAGUGACUUCGGUGCCCAGCCCGAAGCUUCCUGCAGCGACUACAGGGGGCGCAAUCAAGGAGGACGUAUUGGUGAACACCAGGCCUACACCGUCUCCGGUUUUAGCAAACGCAAACCCAAGCAGAUCGCCCAAGGAUGCCCGUAAUCCAAUGGCUCAAGAGUCGGAAUCGUCUCAAAAGCCGAGGAAUGGCGCUCCGCCAGUGUCCAAGAAAAGGGAGCUGCAGGACGAACCAGGAAAGGAGCCAUCAACAACCGGUCCGCCAGUCAAGAAGAGGGCCGAGAUUGCUCAAAAGGCUGCAGAGCUGGGCGGCAUACAUAAGUACGACCUUACUCCGGACGUGACACAUCUGAUCGUCGGCGAAUACGACACCCCGAAAUACCGCCAUGUCGCCAAGGAACGACCCGACAUCAAGCCUAUGGCUGCAGGCUGGAUCGACGCCGUCUGCAGCCUCUUCACCAUGGCAGAGCCCAUAAACUUCAAGGCGCUCGAGAGGGAAUGGCGCCUGAAGACGUUUGAGACGGAUGGCGGCAACGGACGCGGCCGUGGUAGACUGCUCAUCUGCCUGACAGGCUUUGAUGAUGCCGACGAACGACAGUCCAUAACACAUACCAUCACUUCUAACGGGGGUUCCUACACGGGUGACCUGACCAAACAUGUCACACACCUCGUAGUACACCAGCCGCGGGGCCGAAAAUACGCUGCGGCGAAGGACUGGCAGAUACGCACCGUAUCGAUCGAGUGGGUUCGGGACAGUGUCGAACGCGGUAUGAUCCUCGACGAGUCGCUAUAUGACCCGCUGCUGCCGCCCGAGGAGCGAGGCUUGAAUGCCUGGAACAGAAACGCGCCGGCAAGGCGGUCCGCGGCCGGCAACAAACGGACCCGCGAUGCGUCGUUUGUGGCCAAGGAGGGCGGUGCGCCGGACGACCGCAAGACGAAGCUACGUAGGACGGCCAGUUUGAAGCUUAGCAAUCAGAGAGAUGGCCUGUGGGGCGACAUUCUUGGAAAGCCGGCGCAGUCAAAACCUUCGCCGAUCUCUGCUGAGGUUGCUCUACCGGAGCAGGAAACGCCAGUGGUGCCUGCUGCGCCGUUGGCUGAAGGCGAUAACGGCUCCUUCAGAACUUCCUUUGCUGCACCCGACGCAAAGACGACUCCAGCUCCGGCACCGUUCGAAAUCCCCAAAGAGCGACCGGUGUUUGACUCGUGCUGUUGCUAUGUUCAUGGCUUCUCGCGGCGACAGACCGAGAUUUUGGUUAAUACGCUCGUUUCCCUCGGCGGACACGUCUGCUCUAGCUUGGAGGAACUUGGCUUGGAGAAGGCAUCGCAUUACUCUCACCGUAUACUCAUCGUUCCACAAGAGUCACAGCCAGAAAGUCAUCCAAUGCUGCCAUCUGGAGCCUCAAUAGUCACGGAGUUUUUUAUUGAGAAGUGUCUUCACAAGAAGCAUUUCUUCGAUCCGAACCAUCACGUCAUCGGCCGACCGUUCCCGCGCUUCCCCAUCCAGGGCUUUGAGAGUUUAAGAAUAGCCACCUCGGGGUUCACAGGUGUGGACCUGAACCAAAUAGACAAGACGAUUCGCCAACUCGGUGCGCGCUACGAUGAGCGAUUUACUGCAAAUACCUCGAUGCUUCUCUGCACUUCACUCGAAGCUGUUCGUAAGCAAAAGUUGGAUCUGGCGCUGGCAUGGAAAGUUCCUGUUAUUCAGGCCGACUGGCUUUGGACCUGCAUCUCAACAGGCUACAAGGUCCCGUUUCGGGAUUUUAUGUAUAAAGAGCUUAACCAGAGCAUCACGCCACCGAGAACGCUCUCUGCAAACACUGACUUGACUAGGUCACGGUCUGGGCCAUCCGACAAGGAGAAGGAGUCCAUGCGCAGAACAAAAUCAGCUUCUGCAUCUCGUCCUUCAACGACGGAAUCUGCCUCGGCACAGGGCCCUACGCACCCAGCAGCACCCGAAAGUGCGGGUGAUGCGACAUCGACGGUACCCAUCCAGACGGAAACUACUGAUUCUCCCGAGAAUAUUGGCGAACACGAGACGGAGCCUGCACAAGAAGAGUCUGGUCGUUCCAAAGAAUCGAAUGAUGACGCCGGAACAAGUGACAGAAGUCGAGACCGGUCAGAGCCAUUGGCAGCCAAGUCGGCUAGUGCGCUUAAUAAAACACCCCCAGCGCAGCAAAGCCAUGCAGAAGAAACGUCUGCCGUGGGAGAAGAACAACCGCGGCCGAUUGACAAGCCCGCGGCACAGAGGAAGCUUGCAAGAAUAGCAAGCGAGGUUGCCGACUCGGACGCCGACGAUUCAGAUGAGGAUGCUCUGGCCGUGGCCGCGCGGGAAGCGUCAGCCCAAAGGGCCCGCGAGAAGAAGUUAAAGGACGAAGCCAACCGUCUGGCUUUGUGCUCCAAGCUGACGUCCCUCCUCGACGGUAAAACGAGCGCCCCCGGUUCAGCAGACGAGCAGGACGCAUCCGGAGGGCAGUCAACAGUAGCGGGAGCAGCACCACAGCCGGCCCGUCGCAAACGCAAGAUCAUGGGCCGCGCAGUCUCGAACGUCUCUAUUGGCUCCAACGGCAGUGGUGGCGGCAGCGCAGACACUGCCUCUGCAACCGGGGACAAAAGUUCAGUGACAGGCGCAGAUGACAACAAAGCCAAAGAGAACGCGCCUCCGCCAGCUACUCAGCUUGUGUACGAUGCGCCACAUGCGGACUAUUUCAUGGCGCAGUUGAGGGCGGGCGUGGCCGAUGGCAAGAAAGGGCCGCCCAAGGAUGCCGGUGGAGGGGAGAAGCUCACCCUAAAGGACUUGCAGCAGCCGCAGCAGCAGCAAUAUGGUACAAGUGCGGCUGGCAGGAGGACGAGGAGACGAUGA